Sycon ciliatum is the source of this 954-nucleotide messenger RNA. RefSeq lists its product as uncharacterized. The coding region runs from base 1 to 954 and encodes 317 amino acids. The record is from RefSeq and is a predicted model, not a curated record. Lineage: Eukaryota; Metazoa; Porifera; Calcarea; Leucosolenida; Sycettidae. The transcript has a single exon.
AUGGACGUGGUUCAGCGAUUCUUGGAAGAAGACGAGGUACGCUUGAUCCGUUACCUGAUCUCAGAUACAAAUUUGGCAGUCAGACUGGGCACGGAAACAUCAAGCUCUUUCUCCACUAACAUUGGUACCCCGCAAGGCGACUCCUUGUCGCCAAUUCUAUUCGUGAUCUACCUGGAAGCUGCCCUGCAGGAUGUGCGACAGCGAAUGGCUGCACCUGUGGCCCGGCAUCUUCCGUACGAUGUGGAGUACGCCGAUGAUGUGGACUUCAUCAGUAUCUCUAGUGAUUGGCUUCGGAUGUUAGAGCCACAAGUUGCCACCAUCUUGGGUACAUGGUCCCUUACCGUCAACCAGACCAAGACAGAAUUCACAGCCAUCCAGCGAGAGGCCGAUCGUGCUGAUGAGCCAUGGCGUAUGGUCAAGAAACUCGGCUCUCUCCUUGGUGAUGCAGAGGAUGUCACCCGCAGAAAGCAGCUUGCGGCGAUAGCGUUUAAGUCCCUCUGCCAGUUAUGGAAGAGAAGAGACCAAGUGAGUCUGGAGGUGCGCGUCCGGCUGUAUAACUGCUUCGUGUUACCUGUCUUGCUUUACAACUGCUCCACAUGGGGCAUCACUCGACAGACAAUUGAAGCGCUGGAAUCGUAUCAUCGGCGGCAACUUCGGCAUAUCUUGGGUAUCAGGUGGCCCAACCGACUGUCGAACGAUUUGGUUUACGAGCGCUGCAGUGCUGCUCCACUUGGCAACAUUCUGGUGAAUGCAAGAUGGCGGUUGUUUGGCCACAUCCUGCGAUCAGAUGAGCACACACCGGCUAGGGAGGUCAUGAGUGGAUUCUUUGGCUGCUCCGUGCCGGGAUACCGUGGGCGGCCGCGGAUCACGCUACCGGUCCUGCUGAAUCCAGACGCGGAGCGAGUCGGCUGCCGUCUGAGGACUCCAAGGGACUUGCAGCUGAUGGCUCAGUGA